Molecule: messenger RNA, 1606 nt
Organism: Cynara cardunculus var. scolymus (artichoke)
Lineage: Eukaryota; Viridiplantae; Streptophyta; Magnoliopsida; Asterales; Asteraceae
Product: L10-interacting MYB domain-containing protein-like
Exons: 4
Coding region: 109-1017 (302 amino acids)
Source: RefSeq, a predicted model, not a curated record
AGCGGGCCAGCGGCUCCAUUCAGUAGUUUGUUGCAUAGCCGUCCCAGCACGGCAGUCGACCGCCACCUCCGCCUGCUAUCCCAGGGAUAUUUUUGUUUGCGUAGAUAGAUGGCACUCAACGAUGGUGAUAGAGAUGAGUUAGAGACCGUGCCUGACCCUGCUACUUGGACCUUAUCAGAGGAGAAUACCUUUAUUAAUAUCAUGGCUAAAGAGGUAAAACGGGGAAAUCGGCACUCAACCACGUUUUCAAGGUCAAGUUGGUCUUUUAUUGAACGAGAGUUCUAUGAAAAAACCAACAGGAGGUACAACCAUGCUCAGUUCAGGAAUAAGUACAACCAAUUAAGGAUUCACUAUUUAUGGUUUACCAAGCUGUUGAAGGAACCUGGCUUUACUUGGGACCCUGUGCUUGGAACUGCAAUUGCAGCUGAUGAUGUAUGGGAAUCAUAUUUGAAGACGAACAAGAAAGCAAGGAGAUUCCGGAAGAAAGGGUGCCCGAUGUACAAUGAACUAGUAAUCAUAUUCUGCGAUACAGCUACAGAGUACAAAGAUGCAUAUCCACUUACACGGUAUCCUUCUCAUAGCGGUGAGAAGGUCGAUCUAGAAUACGAAUCAACUAAUGAAACUCCCCAGGCUUUUCCAGUCGGUAGUAGCAGCGCUGGUAAAGAUUGUCAAAGUGUUGGAAAAAGGCGCCGGUCCCCAUCCCCAAUCCCGACCCUCCAUCUUCACAAGAACAAAGAGGCAAAGAUAGAUGAAUCUCUGAAGGAAACCAUUAGAAUGACAGUUUCAAACAAACAAGGGUCAGACCCCAUAAGUGAUAGGACCCAGAAUCUUGAAGGAUGUCCUGAACCCAGUUCUUUCUCUAUCACCAACUGCGUCAAGUGUUUGGAAUCGAUACAAGAUGUGGAUACAACUACCUACAUAAAAGCAAUUAAAAUGUUUAAAGAUGUGGAUUGGAGAGAAAUGUUCAUGGCAAUGUCUGCACAAAGAAGAUCAGAUUGGUUGGCUAGCUUGGAAUGAUCAGCAAGAUUUGCAGGAAAAAGGUCGAGUUCCGACACCCCUUGUGGGUUCUCCGGAACCACCGUCUGAGCAGCACCUCCUCCUCCGGCGAACGAUGAGGGAAACAGAGAUGGAUCGACGUGGUGAAGUAGCCAUUCGAUGGUCUGGCCGUCGGUACGGUGACCCAGCUCUCGGGUGAGCUGGAAUAUGCGAGCCGCACACAGCGCCGGGACCCUGACUCUCCGGCCUCUCCCGUUGACCUUGGCGUGGCGGUCUUUCUUCCUCUUUGACUGUUUGUUUGUGGGGUUUUCAAUUGAAAGUGGACUAUUGGAAGGAACGAGUUGAUGAUGGUUGUCCACGGAGGAAGACGGCGGAGGUGGCGGUGGGGCUUGAUCAAAUCUGUGGUUGAAGAUUUUGUCUGGGGCUGGGUCCAUGGGACUUUUCUAGGGUUUUUAGUGCAAAAAGGGUAAGGUUAGGCUUUUUGAUUCUUGGGAGAUAGAGAUAAGAUUUGGAUUCGAAUUUGGAUUUGAGUUUAUAUAAUCAAUGUAAACUAUUUGUGUUUUGUGGCAGAGAUUUUGAAUUCCGAAAUUAUUGAUUUGGUUUUGGGCCU